AUGGAAAGGGUGCGAACGAAAAGGACUGCUCGCAGAGCACAAAAUACCCGAAUUGUCAGAGAGGCCACCGCAAUUCUCAACGCUGCGGAUGUAAUUCAAAUCGAGGCCAUAGCAAGAGAGCUUGAGGUAAAUUAUGAAGAACUCAAGAAGCUGAACACCGAACUCGAGCCCUUCAUUGCCGAUGGAGAUCUUGAGAACGAAUACCAGUCGGUAAUUGAGUACGAGGAAGAAACGACCCACACCUUGAGCAUGCUUCAAAGUCGAGCAGUGCAACUACGUUCUGGUGAACCAGCGCGACCAUCAACAUCGGCAAUUGCCUCACAAAGCGAAGAACGAAGACGGAGCGGUAUUAAACUACCGAAGUUGCAGCUGCAAUCCUUUAAGGGCGAGCUUGCUGAGUGGCAGCCAUUUUGGCAACAAUUCAAGCGUGCCAUUCACGAAAACGGAGAGCUGUCAAGCGGCGAGAAGUUUCAAUACUUAAGGACGCUGGUUAGUGGACCCGCCAAGGCAUCUAUCGAUGGUCUCCAAGUGACGGAUGCGUGCUACAACGACGCAAUUGAAAUCUUAACUAGACAGUUUGGAGACUACAGGCGAAUCCAGCAAGACCACCUUACAAAGCUUCGAACGCUUCCGAGUGUCACCUACUCAAAGGACACCAAGGGUUUGAGGAGACUUUACGAUCAGGUGCAAACCCACAUCCGCGGUCUUCAUGGACUUGGUGUCAGCUCAGACAGCUACUCGACCAUGCUGAUGGACAUUGUUAUCAAGGCUCUUCCAUCUGAAAUAGUGGUGGAUUUCUACCGACGUGCUGGCCAUUCUGAAAGGAAGACCGUCCAUCCGUAUGAGGGAGACGUGGCUGCACAUCCAUCUCCACCCACAUUACAAGCAGAAGAGCUGGGGUCAAUCUCACGUACUUCCAGAACUGCUGAGCUGUCCGCCAGACCAACACCUCGAACUGAGGACGUUCAACUGAACAGCAGAAGGGCGGAGGGAGAUUUGCAGCAGUUGCUCGAAUAUCUGCUAAUCGAGAUCGAGAGUAGAGAAAGAUCUGGUGUCAGAGAUGAUCGUCCACUAAGAAAAAAUCGAGAGCAACUACAUCAACGAGCUCAUCUUCCGACUUCUGCGGUUCUUCAUGCCAAAGCUCAAGAUAACAAGAAGGAGUGCAUUUUUUGCAAAACUACAGGACACAGCACGGAAAACUGCACCAGUAACAUCUCUCUAAUGGAGAAGAAGAAGAAACUCUCAGGAGAGAUGCGGUGUUUCCGGUGCACCCUAAGAGGGCAUAGGUCAAAGGACUGCCACAGGAAAUUGUCUUGCACUUCCUGUGCGGGCCGACACGCAACAUCCAUGUGCGAUCCGACCUGGAAGCCUUCAGCGAACACGAGUGCAACACAAACCAUGACGACUAGCGUUCAAAGCGCUGGCACUGCUAGCACUGAGAUUUCGAUAGACGACGACGUUCUACUUCAGACCUUUCGAACCUGGGUGGUCGAGGAUGGGAAUACUGUCUACGCACGUGCCAUCUUAGACGGUGGAAGUCAGCGAACGUUUAUACGAGAAGACGUUUCUCGCAAGUUGAAUCUUAAGGUGCUAGGAGAGACCAGACUACGCUUGAACACCUUUGGAAGUUCCACUUCACUGCCGCAAAAACGAAGGCUGGUUCAAGUGAAGCUGCGUAGUCAGUACAACAACGAAGAAUGCAGCGUUGAAGCGGUAGAAAUCCCAUUUAUAUGCGAGGACAUUGUUCAGAUACCUGUAAACCAUGAGUUUGUCCGCAGCAUUGAAGAAGACGGAGGCUGCAUCGCUGACAAACUUCUCUUUCCCGGCGUUCCUACUGAACCAGGCAUCAGCCUGCUCAUUGGGUCGGACCAAAUCUGGAAAGUCGCCAGUGAGCGGGCGCAACGUUGUGAAAGCAACAGCAGCCUGAUGGCUUUACACACUAAAUUUGGGUGGACAUUUCAAGGACCCGUAACGCUGCAGUGCUCGCUUACUGGUCGCGCCAACACGAUGGUGUGUAUACUAAAGAUCGGAACCAUCGAAGUCGUAGAUGAUGCGACCUUACGCAGCUUUUGGGAUAUCGAAAGCAUAGGAAUAACAGACAACGCGUGUAGCUCAGGUGAAGAACAAAACGAGGUGUGGAACGACUUCAAACGAACUAUUGCAAAAGUGAAUGGACGGUAUGAGGUGUGCUUGCCAUGGAAACCUAACGCAGGGGAGCUAAACGAUAACCGAGCUACAGCUAUGAAACGACUCAAGGGAUUGCAGAAGAGGCUAUCACGCAACGAGUCCCUUUCCAAAGAAUAUAGCAACGCUAUGCUUAACUACCUUAAUGAUGGACAUGCGGAGAAGCGAUUGUGGGAACGCGGACUUAACUGGGACGAAGAGCUUCCCGAAGACCUCUCAGGAGACUGGCAACAAUGGUGCAAAGAGGUUUCACAGAUAGAAGAUAUUGCGACCAACCGGUGUGUCAUGAGCGCACAAGAAGAGCACAAGACGUCUCUACAACUGCAUGUCUUCUGUGAUGCCAGUCCCCUCGCUUAUGGAACAUGUGCCUACCUGAGGGUGAAAGAAAUGAAUGGGAAGACAGAUGUCAGUCUGGUAUUCUCUAAGACUAGGGUAGCGCCUAUAAAACGCUUGACACUUCCGCGCCUGGAGCUUAUGGCGGCAGUGAUUGGGAACCGAAUAGGCAACUACCUGAAGAAGAUGAUGGACCUCCAGGAAAUAUUCUUCUGGACAGACAGUACUAUUGCUCUUCACUGGAUCAAGGGUUCAGCAGUGAAAUGGAAACCUUUCGUGGCUAAUAGGACAAAUUACGAACGAGUCAACUCUGGUGGAACGGCCCUAGGUGGCUCUCUGAAGAUAGAGACACCUGGCCAGGUGUCAUUACAAGCGAAAGUAUUCCGACGGAAGUAG
Ixodes scapularis (black-legged tick) is the source of this 2913-nucleotide messenger RNA. RefSeq lists its product as uncharacterized. Bases 1 to 2913 code for a protein of 970 amino acids. Gene Ontology annotation, molecular function: nucleic acid binding; zinc ion binding. Lineage: Eukaryota; Metazoa; Arthropoda; Arachnida; Ixodida; Ixodidae. The record is from RefSeq and is a predicted model, not a curated record. The transcript has 3 exons.